CGGUACCGGCCCCGGCCCGACCUAGCAUGUCCAUCUCUCUGUCCACGACGUCGACGGUGCCAUGGCUGCAUUGCGACAAGCAGUGUCGCGACUGCUGUUGUCGCCCGCACGUACUCGCCUUUCUGCUCCCAGUCGAACCCUGUUCACCAAAUCUUCCUUUAUCCCGCAAUCACCCGUCCGUACAGGCCUGUAUGCAACUGUCUUCGCCGUUUCAGCGGGUCUCUUCGCGGUAUACUACUUCGACUCUCGCUCUGCCAUACACCGUUAUGUCUUGACGCCUCUACUGAGAUACACACUAGACCCGGAGACAGGUCACAAGUUUGCCGUUCAAGUGUUGAGGAGUGGGCUGGGGCCCAAAGAUGUCGUUGCGGAUGACGAGAGACUGAAAUUCGAGCUCUGGGGGAAAUCAAUAUCCAAUCCUGUUGGUCUUGCGGCUGGAUUUGACAAGGAUGGAGAGGCAAUAGAUGGCCUAUUCGAUCUUGGAUUCAGCUGGGUGGAGGUUGGUAGUGUAACUCCAAGUCCACAGUCAGGGAACCCCCGACCGCGUUUCUUCCAUCUCCCUGAAGAUGCGGCAGUCAUCAACCGUUACGGAUUUCCUUCGCAGGGCCACAUGUCUGUCUUGAACCGAAUACGAGCGCGUAUACCGACGUUCCUGCAGGAGGACAACGACACCGCGUCGUUCCGCAGUGGAUCUGUCCUUGCCGUCAAUCUUGGCAAAAACAAGACCUCACCAGCAGAGUCAAUACAGGACUUUGUUGAUGGCGUUCGUAUGUUUGGGCCCUAUUCCGAUGUGCUGGUCGUCAAUGUGUCAAGUCCGAAUACACCCGGGCUACGUGGUCUUCAAAGUCGCGAUACCCUUCAAACCUUGCUCGAUGGCGUUACAAAAGCCCGAGACAACCUCCCUCCAUCGGCCGUAACGUCCGCUCCCAAACCCAAGCUAGUCUUGAAAAUAGCCCCCGACCUUGACGAGUCCCAGCUAGUUGACAUGGCAGAUGUGAUACGGAAUAGCCGCAUCGACGGUGUCAUCGUGAGCAACACCACCAUCUCACGACCUUCUUCUCUCCACCACCCAAGCAAAGCCGAAGCCGGGGGACUAUCCGGGGCUCCUUUGAAAGAGCUCUCUCUAUCUGCACUCAAGACGCUGCGCCAGCAUCUUCCGGAGAGUAUCCCGCUCAUUGGUUGUGGAGGUAUAUCAUCCGGUGAAGACGCACUGGAUUAUGCCAAGGCUGGGGCAUCCCUGGUGCAGGUAUAUACGGGCUUUGGGUAUGAUGGUGCUGGUGCGUGUAGACGUAUUAAGGACCAGAUUGUCGAGACGCUGGCAAAGGAUGGGGUUACGUGGGCAGAUGUUGUGGGUAAAGCCGUAAAGGAUCUUAGCUGGAAAGAGAGGGAGAAGGAGAGUGAAGUAUCACUGUUGACGAAGGAAGCGGAGGAACUGAAGAGGCUCUUGGAUGCGCUUGGAGAUAAAAUGGGAUCCGGAGAAGUUGGUGUCUAAGUAGAAACAAUGUCUCAUGGAAUUAUUGCCAACGCAUAAUGUUUCGUACAUGAUAUAAUUCCCUAGCUGAGCAUAGUUGGUCUUUAUUGGUGUGAGCUUGUACAAUUCCAAUUUCAUCACAUGCGUCGACCUGG
Molecule: messenger RNA, 1626 nt
Organism: Guyanagaster necrorhizus
Lineage: Eukaryota; Fungi; Basidiomycota; Agaricomycetes; Agaricales; Physalacriaceae
Exons: 6
Coding region: 62-1492 (476 amino acids)
Biological process (GO): pyrimidine ribonucleotide biosynthetic process; 'de novo' pyrimidine nucleobase biosynthetic process
Cellular component (GO): cytoplasm; mitochondrial inner membrane
Molecular function (GO): dihydroorotate dehydrogenase activity
Source: RefSeq, a predicted model, not a curated record